ACAUGGCGCAGGCUGAAAGGCGUUGCUGAGCUUCUGGGGGAAUAACAGAUCAGUUGCAAUUUCUGAAAAACGGUGAAACAGUAAAAUGCGAGUGUGAAAUGGUUUCACUCCCGAAGUCUUGGAUAACAACCGCUGCUCCAUUGAUGAUUAAAAGGAGACCAGAGGGCCUGAGAAAUUCCUGCAAUUGUAUUCAUAAACAUUUCUUUAGGACUCACAACCCUUGAGAGUUGCAUUUGAGAUUCUUAAAAACUCACGCACAUUUAUAUAAAAAAAACCCCAUGGGAAGAUGGCUGACAAAAAUAAAAGGGAAAACGUCCUCCCGACAGAAGUAUCCAGACUUCGAGAAGAACAUGAAAAGAUGGUCAGUGGCUGCCAAGACCAAAUUCGGCACUGGAAUAAGGUAGAGUGUGACUAUGAGGCUCUUCAGGAAAGGCUCAGUUCGUUGCCUGACAAACUGUCGUAUGAUAUUAUGGUACCAUUUGGCUCUCUUGCCUUCAUGCCAGGAAAACUUGUGCAUACAAAUGAGGUCACAGUAUUGCUGGGUGACAACUGGUUUGCAAAAUGCUCAGCAAAGCAGGCCAUUAACCUGGUGGAGCACAGGAAGAAACAUGUAAAAAGCGCACUUGAUGACUUAUACAAAGUAGUGAAGAAUUUUGAAGCCAGAGUGGGAUUCACAGAAGACCUUGAAAAACUGUCUGGUGGAAAGGAUGAUUUUGUGGACAUAAGAGAAGAGGUUGAAAAUGAAGAAAUCCUUACCAAAGGAAAACAAAGAACGGCCCACAAACCUAAUUCCAAACCAAAAAUCCAAGAUGUUUUUGAAGCCAGCAUUGAUGUUGAAGAGAAUGAUUCCAAAGGCAGGAGUGGUAUUCUAUCAGAAGAAAAGCUUUGGGCGAGACUGGAUGAACUUGAGGCACAAGAAGAACUGAUGGAUCAGCAAGUUCGAGUGACUGAUAACCCAUAUACAAAUGGAGAAGAUACGGCAUCCUCUUCAUCUGAGGAAGAGAAGGAAUGUCAAAAUAUGAAUUUAACCAGUGGCCUUCAUGAGAGGGAGGCUUGGCCUCCGGUGACUCAGGGAGACUCGCGUCUGAUCACAUGUCAGGUGAAUGGCACAGGGCAGCCUCACAGUGACGAUGACGAAGAUGUGGGGAGCUUUGUACCGACAAUCUAUUUCUUGCAUACUGUGGAGCAAAAAAGGGUCAGGAUAAACACAGGAAAGAACACCACACUGAAAUUCAGCGAGAGAAAGGAGGAGGCCAAGCGAAAGAGGAAGAACAGCACAGGGAAUGGCCAUUCUUUACACGAACUCCCGAAGAUCAAAACACCAGCAGAUAUUUACAGAGUGUUUGUUGAUGUUGUGAAUGGAGAGCUGAUUCCUCGGAAGUCCAUCCUGAAGUCUCGCAGCCGGGAGAACAGCGUGUGCAGUGACACCAGCGAAAGCAGCGCAGCAGAUUUUGAUGACCGCAGGGGGUUCAGUCGUAGUUUGAGCCACGAUGAGGCCACACACAGUGACACCAGUGAAAGCAUCCUAGAAGAGGAAAACUCACCCAGCAAACCUCUUCCCAUGCUAGGAGUCUACGAAGCCUUUUCAGGAACAGUGGUUGAAAAGGACCCCAUAUUGCCAUCAGUCAUCCCUCACCUGACCAUCAGUCCUCCGGCCCUUCCCACGAUCCCUGAGAGGAAAUGUGAGGAGAUUCCCCCUGAGGCUCCUCAGCAGCCCUCCAAGAGGGUCUCUAAGUUCAAGGCUGCCCGCAUGCAGCAGCAGAAAUAACUGCACUUAGCUUGGCUCAAGCCAUUUUUAGCUUUAUUUUUUUAAUGCAACACUUUUAAACCAAGCAGGUGUCAUCUGUCUGCACUGUUCUGUUCUCUUUUUUCCCACUUGAUCAUAUUUUUUUUUUAGUCUUUUUCACAGGUUUGCUUUCAGCUUCUACGGAUGUGCUAUUUUUGUGAAAGCCAGCUGAAAUGUAGAAGGGGUUUUACCCUCGCACUUUUGUAAUUCUAACUCCUAUAUUAAGGCAUUAUUAAGAAUGCCAAAUGGCAGAGCUGUGGUACACCACAGAGCAAUCCUUGUACAUUAAGGGUACAAAACUGCCUAGAGCCCCAGUGUCUUGUUGUUAUUGUUGUAAUUUGGGCAGUUCCUUAGUCUUAUUAAUGUGAUUUAAUCAAGUGCUUUUUUCUUGUCUUCACUCAGUGAGGAUUAUUUUUCUGCUGAGUUGUGGUACCUGUUAUAUACAGACUUUUAAGACCAGUAGUUGAGCUUGUUGCUGGUUUAUCACUCUUCAGUCAGUAAGCAUGAUUUAUGUGGUAAUUCAGUCUCAUGUACACCAUGUAUUGACUGAAUAGUUUUACAUGUAACUGUUAAUUGCAUAAGGAUAUUUGGCUUGAGUCUAUUUUCUUCUCUUCUCCAAUAGAAGGCUAAAAUCAAUCCUAGGAUUUGUUUUGUAUGUUUUCAUUUCAGCACAGUCCUGUGCGUGCACUUAACAAAUAUAUAUAUAUAUUUUUGCCUGUUCCUUUGAUCUAUGUCUGCUAUAGUUACAAUGGCUGAUUUCAGCUGAAGAGGAGAAAAUUGUUAGUCAAGUACUGUAACUCAAAGAAUAAGUGAAAUAAAUGAACUUUCUCAGUAGUGUG
Messenger RNA from Lepisosteus oculatus (spotted gar), 2625 nucleotides. RefSeq names its product URI1 prefoldin like chaperone (gene uri1). The record is from RefSeq and is a predicted model, not a curated record. Gene Ontology annotation, biological process: negative regulation of phosphatase activity; negative regulation of transcription by RNA polymerase II. Gene Ontology annotation, molecular function: transcription corepressor activity; chromatin binding; phosphatase inhibitor activity. NCBI's taxonomy places the organism in Eukaryota, Metazoa, Chordata, Actinopteri, Semionotiformes, Lepisosteidae.